This is a messenger RNA of Selaginella moellendorffii, 1367 nucleotides long. RefSeq lists its product as uncharacterized. The transcript has 7 exons. NCBI's taxonomy places the organism in Eukaryota, Viridiplantae, Streptophyta, Lycopodiopsida, Selaginellales, Selaginellaceae. The record is from RefSeq and is a predicted model, not a curated record. The coding region runs from base 88 to 1266 and encodes 392 amino acids.
CUGAUCGCAGUUUAGGGCGCUUGAGAAGGGGAAGAGGGAGCUGCCGCUGUUUGUGCUGCUUGCGCCUCAAUCGCUUCGAUUUUGGGGAUGGAGGAUAAGAAUGUGGGUGUGAAUCCUUGCGGGGGCAGCAAUGCCGCCAGUAUGAUCGCCGAGAAGAAAGAAGGCGCGCAACAAGAUUCUCCCUCGACGCUGCGCGAUGUUGCCGAGGGAGGGCUUUCGGGUCAGCAGCAAGCUCUUAAAACUUCGUCCAAGGCAUAUGAUCCAUACACAGGAGUGCUGGUUGAUUCUCAGGUUGGAAUGGUGACUUCUCUAGAUGAAAGUCUCGAAGGAGUAGAUCCAAAACAGAAAGAGCAGGGUGGUAAAUUAUUUUUGUUCUAUCUCCACAUCUUGAAAAACCGCCUAUGUUCAGAUAAAGCAGCGCAGCGCUUAGAGAAGUUGGAAGAUCCGUCCUGCGAUGACAGUAGAAUGAGCGCCCGGAUUAAAGUUCAUGGCUCUGCCACCAGUCCGUUUGCUGCUCAAAACGAUGGAUCGGAACCCGCAACUGAUAUAAGAUCUUUGCCAGUCUCAGCAGCGACAAUGAGCAUGCUGCAGAGAGUUGUGACAGCAGGUCUCACUGAAACCGCCGAUCUCUCGCUGAAGGACAUGGCUGCUUGCGCAUUUGGAGUGGUCGAUAGCCACACGGAGGCGAUCGUAAGCACUGUUCCUCCUUGUACUCCAGGCCGAGCGAACAACUCCGGGAUGGUUCCUGGCGCCGAUAUAACGGAGCUCCCUACAACCUCGACAUUGUUAAAGAAGACGCAUAUCAUCCCAGACUUGCUAGACAGUGUGGAGGAGAAUGGAUUUUUUCUGGAGAUAGCCUUCGGCAACUUCCAGGUUUUUAAUGGAAUUAUCAUCGACCGAGAAGUAAUGCACGGACCACCGUCCGUAAGAGUGGUAGAAAGAUCUGGUGGAUCGAAUUCCAGGCCAAGCUUGUUCUUGCUGCUACUCGUGGAGCUCGAAGCCGGUGGAGAAGAUUACUUGCAGUGGAUGGUCUUGAAAUCUCUUCAAACUGGCUUUGAACACGAAGAAAUCCUCGAGUAUCGUCAAAUGCCGUCCAUCUCCAAAGGGAGGCACAAGCACGUCUUCCUUCUCUUCGACACAGAGGCAUGGAUGCGGGAAACGGACGCCCCGGAUCGCGGGAGGUUCGACGUCCACGAUUUUGUCACGCGUCACGAAUUUGGGGCGGCAGUCGCCGCCGUUUACUUCGAAUCUGAGACAGUCUGUUAGAAACCAGGCUGCCACGUGGCAAGCGGUUGCAAAGUGCCGCGGCCCGGGAAUUCGCUACUGGCCGUUGGAUCAAUCUGGGCCUCAACGGCCAGCAUUUUGUU